AUGAAGUACACCGGGCUUUUCAGCGCGGCGGCUGCUGCUUUCGCCAGCACUGCUGCUGCCAUCAGCGUCUCCGGCGCCGCCGAGGGUUUCGCUAAGGGCGUGACUGGAGGUGGAAGCGCCACUCCUGUCUACCCUAACUCGAUCGAUGAGCUGGUCUCAUACCUCGGCGACAGCUCUCCCCGUGUCGUUGUCCUGUCCAAGACUUUCGACUUCCGCGGAAGCGAGGGUACCACCACCGAGACUGGUUGCGCUCCCUGGGGUACUGGCUCCGGCUGCCAGCUGGCCAUCAACAAGGACAACUGGUGCAACAACUACCAGUCCAGCGCCCCCUCGGUCUCUGUCAGCUAUGACAACGCCGGUUCUCUCGGUAUCACCGUCGCUUCCGACAAGACCAUCAUUGGUGAGGGCAGCAAGGGUGUGAUCAUGGGUAAGGGUCUGCGCAUGGUCAGCGGUACCUCCAACGUUAUCAUCCAGAACAUCGCCGUUACCGACAUCAACCCUCAGUACGUCUGGGGUGGUGAUGCCAUCACCGUCAACGAUGCUGACAACAUCUGGAUCGACCACGUCACCACUGCCCGUAUCGGUCGCCAGCACAUCGUCCUCGGAACCCAGGCCGACAACCGUAUCACCCUCUCCAACAACUUCAUCAACGGCGAGUCCGACUGGUCCGCUACCUGCGACGGCUACCAUUACUGGGCCAUCUACCUUGACGGUUCCUCCGACAUGGUCACCAUGAAGGGCAACUACAUCUACCACACCUCCGGCCGCUCCCCCAAGGUCCAGGGCAACACCCUCCUGCACGCCGUCAACAACUACUGGCACGACAACACCGGCCAUGCCUUCGAGAUCGGCGAGGGUGGCUACGUUCUCGCCGAGGGCAACGUCUUCCAGAACAUCAACGUCGUCGCCGAGUCCCCCAUCAACGGUGCCCUGUUCACUGCCCCCGACGCCAACACCAACAAAGUCUGCUCGUCCUACCUCGGCCGCUCCUGCGAGCUCAACGGCUUCGGCAGCUCCGGCACCUUCAACCAGGCCGACGAAAGCUUCCUGGCUAACUUCAAGGGCAAGAACAUCGCUUCGGCCUCUGCCUACGGCAACGUUGCUUCUAGCGUCUCCUCCAGCGCUGGCCAGGGCCAUCUGUAA
Molecule: messenger RNA, 1143 nt
Organism: Aspergillus melleus
Lineage: Eukaryota; Fungi; Ascomycota; Eurotiomycetes; Eurotiales; Aspergillaceae
Product: polysaccharide lyase family 1 protein
Exons: 6
Coding region: 1-1143 (380 amino acids)
Molecular function (GO): pectate lyase activity
Source: RefSeq, a predicted model, not a curated record